This is a messenger RNA of Danio rerio (zebrafish), 2107 nucleotides long. Lineage: Eukaryota; Metazoa; Chordata; Actinopteri; Cypriniformes; Danionidae. The record is from RefSeq and is a predicted model, not a curated record.
CAGUAGGGUAAGCAUUUUAGCUGUUUUCUCGUUUCCUUUAGUAGCCUACUAAGUUGUCAAGUAAAAACAACUUUCCACAACUCAUUUGAACAAUAAAUUGGUUGUCUAUCUAUAUUAAUGUCUAUUUAACUGUAAACGGCUGAAUUUGUUUUCUUUCUUUUUUUAAAUGCAUUCAGUGCGAUCAGUUUUCUAACAGCGUUUCUUGUACGUUAAGAAACGAGACCCCACAGGUGUGCGUGUCUUAAAUUCGAGUAAAGUGGACAGUCAGUGGAUUACUCUUUAUGAAGUGCACAGGAAACCGAAGACGCGCAUGCGCAGAGCAGUUACAGCAGCAGACAAUGACUGAGGUAAUGCUCAUUAGCCGCUUUAAACAGUCUAAAGACGGUGCUUACUUUAAAAGUUUUGUGACACAGACAAGCGUGAGCGCGGGAAGCGGAUAAUAAUGGGCUAAACGUGUCUCCCUCCUCCUGCAGGGUCCUUUCUGAUGCCGUUAUAAAGUCAAAUUGGCAAAGGCAUCAACGUCAAUAGGGAAAAUGCCUGAUUUAAGAAGUCGCAAGGAAUUCUACAAAUAUCUCACUGUAGAGCUGGUGAUCAUGGCGGGCACGGUCAUGCUGGCAUAUUACUUCGAGUACACGGACACGUUCAACGUGCACGUGCAGGGCUUCUUCUGCUACGAGACCGCGUACACGAAACCCUACCUCGGACCCGAGGACACGAGCGCCAUCCCGCCCGCCCUGCUGUACGCGGUGGUCACCGGUGUCCCCACACUGAUGAUCACCGUGACAGAAACGGUGUUGUUCUUGAUACAGUACACGUCCAAAGAUCUUGACAGUCGAGAGAAGACCAUGGUGACUGGGGACUGCUGUUACCUCAAUCCAUUAGUGCGGAGAACUUUUCGUUUCCUUGGUGUAUACUUGUUUGGCCUGUUCACCACAGACAUCUUUGUGAAUGCCGGUCAGGUGGUAACGGGGAAUUUGGCUCCUCAUUUUCUGACUGUGUGCAAACCCAACUUCACAGCUCUGGGUUGCCAGCAAGCUCUUCGCUAUAUCAGCCAUCAGGAAGCCUGCACUGGCAAUGAGGACGACAUCCUGCGUGCCCGCAAGACCUUCCCUUCAAAAGAGGCCGCACUCAGUGUUUAUGCUGCUGUCUAUAUGGCUAUGUACAUCACAUUUACAGUGAAAGCCAAAGGAACUCGUCUGGCUAAACCAGUCAUGUCUUUGGGCCUGAUGUGCUUGGCCUUUCUAACUGGUAUAAACAGGGUGGCGGAGUAUCGAAACCACUGGUCUGAUGUCAUCGCCGGGUUUAUCAUCGGUGUGGCCAUCGCCACCUUUCUAGUGGUGUGCGUGGUCCAUAACUUCAAAGGCAAACAGCUGCUGGAUGACGAUCAUUCACAGGACAACCUAAGCAGCAAUCCGAUGGUCAGCUCACCAAGGAUGGAGAGUCCGCUGGAGAAAUACAUCGCCUCGCAGAAUCACAUCGCCUUCGCUGAGAUCACGUGACCUCGAAUCAGCCGUAUGGCAAACACACUGGACAUCCACGCUGUUCACCGUCCAGACCCGAUAACCACGACUCAAUGCUAAAUGCAUAUCCUCCAUGGUGUCCUUUCCAAUGCCUCUGCCCUUGCUGUGUGUGUGUGUGCGUGCGUGCGUGCGUGGAAACACUGUCAACUAUUAACUGUUUUCAUAACACAGAUAAAGACUAAGAUUUACACUUCACAUUCCCCUGACCGCUUCUGUUGGCUUUUCUUGCAAAUGGAGCUCAAAUUCAAAGCUCAGAAAAUCUCAGCUGCUUGCGUUUAUGGAGUGUGUGUGUGUGUGUGUGUGUGUGUGUGUGUGUGUGUAUGAGAGCUCUAUGAUGACAUUGAUGCAAAUACCUACCUAUGGAAUUCAAAAUGGACUUGCAGUCGUGGAUAUGUGUGUUUUUCUUUGUCAGCGGAUAUUCCAGAAUAUGUUUAUGGCUGAAUUUGUUUGUGUUCUAGUGCUUGCGUUGGAUGACUGCAAACAUGCUGAAGCCUGAUUCUGCCUCAGAGGAUUAAAAAUAAGGUAGUUUUGAUUCUAUUUGUUUUGAAACUGUAACACUGUGUUUUAUAAAUUAAGUCUUGUGUUGA